Symbiodinium necroappetens is the source of this 882-nucleotide messenger RNA. The record is from the annotation of a GenBank genome assembly. NCBI's taxonomy places the organism in Eukaryota, Dinophyceae, Suessiales, Symbiodiniaceae.
GCCUCCGGAUCACCGCCAGCACCUGCUCCAGAUAUUCGACGUGGAAACAGAUCUGCGCCGUCCCGGUCUUCAAGCAACCAAUCUUGGACGUCGAGCUCUGCCGGAAGGAGCCGAGGUGGACUUGAUCUUGAGGUUGCCGAUGAGCAUCGAGGACUGGAAUGUAAAGCAAUUCCUGUUGCGCGGAAAUCUCGCACAUCUCCUCUGAAUUCCAACAAACUGCCACCCUCUCCAGCGAUGAGUUCUCGCGAGAUUCUCGAGGAUCUUUCGAUGCACGGCCGCACCUGGCCGGAGCAGAUGGCAGGCCUGGUCGGCGGCAAAAAGGCCAGCGACACUCCAGCUUCUCCCACACAGCGCAUUCCAUUCACCAGAACCAGGUCAAGAAACGAUCGGGAAGAGCUUGAGCCACCACCCUCAGCAAGGAUCGACACCUCGGAGCAGAGCAGUGCCAACAAGUCUCCCCAAAUCUCAGAGGAUCGCAGGGUUCGCAGCUUGUCUCCGCGAGCGGGGGAUCGCAGUCAAUCUCCCCUCGACGCGGGCAGGCUGCGGCCUGCAGGGGACCCGAGAUCGAGCGGCCUCCAGGCGCCUGGAUGGCCCGAGAGUGAGAGGGUGCACCUCCAGGUGCAUGCUGUUACAUCGAGAUCAGAUGUGAGAUGGAACUCCAAGUUCCACAGGGACUCGGGCAUUGAGGAGGCGCACGAAGCUGACGCAGGUGAAGGCCAGUCCCUGAGCCCCAGCGAGAGGCGGAAGGCAUGGCACAUCCCACCUAGUGCAGCAUGGGGCUCUCCGCACAGUGCAGUGGCCUCUCCGCGCCCAGCGACAGCUCCAGCUGAAAGCCUUGCCGGUGGAGACACGAACUUCUCGGAGGCUGGUUCACCGGUGUGA